Fusarium musae is the source of this 681-nucleotide messenger RNA. RefSeq lists its product as uncharacterized. NCBI's taxonomy places the organism in Eukaryota, Fungi, Ascomycota, Sordariomycetes, Hypocreales, Nectriaceae. The transcript has 3 exons. The record is from RefSeq and is a predicted model, not a curated record. Bases 1 to 681 code for a protein of 226 amino acids.
AUGGAUCCUCGUUCCGAGCUUCGCGGGCCCGUGGCUCUGAUGUGCAUUAAGUGCACACAAGCAUGUGAGAGAGCGAAUGGUCGAUGGGUAUGUGUCAACUGUGGCCUUGCCUACAAGUACGACGAAGGGAAUGUCGAAGUAGUGUCCCAUGAUAGUCCCACUGCCUAUGGUAAUGGGGUAGUUUCCCGACCUCUUUUGGGAGCACAAGAGCAAGGUCAUCGAUCUCCCUCUCCAUGUUUCUUUAAGACGGCAGAUAAACAUGAGAGCCACAAACACUGGACUCUCCCAGAUGUUGCCGAACAGGACCACCCGUUGAGUCAUGAUCAGGCCAGGGAUGGCUCUGUGCCCACACUCUCUGAAGUGUAUGCCCUCCAAGGAAGCUGUGACAGUGUUGACCACAGAUGGCGGGUUGUCGAUAAUGGCCCAAGCCAGGAGAGAGCUGAACCAAACGAAUCCUAUGAACCAAUGGACCUCGGUAACAACGAUGAGGAACCUAAUGACGAGGCGUUUCACUCUUGGAUCGAUGAAACAACUGGCCCAGGAAUGAACGGGAGACAAAGAGACAUUGGCCGCGUCUUGGAUCGAGUCGCCUUUCUUGGUCUGGACCGAGACACUUCUUCGAUGGCACUCCAAGACGACAUGAUGCUCGAAAUUUCCGAUGACACAGAUAUGGAGGAGUAA